AAAUUACAAAUAUAUUAGGGAUUCUAUUUAAAGCUUUAUAUAGUGGCCAUUUGUAGUAUAGCACUAAGAUAAUGCACUGUCAGGAACUGUGUACGGGCCUAAGAUCAGUUUGGUGGAUCGUUUUGAUCAGUUUCCUAACCAUUGCUGAGGAUGUCGUGGUUGGAGUUGGUUCCCCCCCCCCAAGAUUUAUUUAUUUUAGAGAGAGAGUGUGAGUGAGCAGGGGGCGGUGCAGAGGGAGAGAGAAAGUCUCAAGCAGACUCCCGGCUGAGUGCAGAGCCCGAUGGAGGGCUCGUUCUCAUGACCCUGUGAUCAUGACCUGAGCCGAAACCAAGAGUCAGACUCUCAACUGACUGAGCCACCCUGGCGCCCCGUGGGGAUUUUUGAACCACAUUGCUGUCUGUCGUACACAUGUACGAGAGGCUAUUCUUGGUGCUGGAACUAUGCAGGAAGCAAGACACAUAAUAUUUCUGCCCUCGUGGAGAUUAUAUUUUGAUAUGGAGCGAACAGGAGUAAGUUAAGAAAUGAUGGCUCUGUGAGGGCAGACACUGUUGUUUGUGAGUUCACUGCUGUACUACAGCACCUGAAAUACGGUAGAGGCACAAUCUUUGUGAAAUGAAUGGAUGUAAUUUCAGAGAAAUGCUAGAACGAAGUAGAAUAAGGAAAAGAGAGUGGCAAGGCUUUGGAGUUGGACGGAUCAGGGUACAGUUUGUCUCAUCACUGCUAAGCUCAGUGACCCUGCCCUCUCUGAGACUUGGUCUCUGCAUGGACAACAAUGAAUGCCUAGUUGGAAUUGUCCAGUAGGUUAAGUGUGAUGAGAUCCUGUUUAGCACAGGGCUUGGUAUACAGGAUGUGUUUUGUAAAUGAACCUGAAUGUUUGGGUUCAUUCUGUGAAUUGAGCUCUUAGGUCAUUUCAAGAGCUGAACUAAUUUCUUGAGCAACUGCUAAAUUGAGGCUGGCUUCAGACUAGGGAUUAAACCUGAUUUGGUUGAACGUGGGUCAAGAAACAGCCAAGUUUACCAAGCUAGUCAUCUCUUUCUGGCUUUUUGAGAGCUUUCAUGGAAAUAAAGGCUAAACAGGUGGCACUGACCUUUGCUUUCAUGGAAAUAAAGGCUAAACAGGUGGCACUGACUAUAUUUCUCCCUUGCUUUGGGUAAACAUUAGUGAAAUGCCUAGAAGGGCAUAUUUCUUUUGAUUCUCUGCAUCUGAGCAACUUUACCUUCUAGAAUUUGCUUUCCACUGUGACUUACACCCUGGCAGACCUAGUCCGUUCUUGCCCAUAUGGUCUCAAGAAAUACUCCUGAACUGACCUGGAUAAUGGUGGUUAUCUCAUUGUAUUUAAGCAAUAAUGUACAUCACUUCACGUGUCAUAAUUCUCCCACUUUCUCCUGGUUGGGGGCCAAGUUGGUAAAUCAGAGAAGACACUUAGGCAAGACAAUUGCAAAUGCAGGACAUUUAAGUGUUAGCACAGCCUCAGAUGAAAGGAGAGGGGGUAAGGGGUGCUGUAAGGGAAGAAGGGCUGCUUGAACACUGAAUUAAGGAGAGUUUAUUUAUAAACAAUGAUACAUCAUUUACUCUCUAACCCUUCUCUUCUUUGUGGGGAAGGGAGAGCUUUUUGGCUAGGCAGAAGAUACAGAAGAAAGAUGAAGUCAGGUGAAGCAAAAAAAAAAAAAUUGGAGUGGCCCUGAGUAAUUCUCUGCUGUGUGUUACUUGUCACCAUCAAAAUAGCCUGGUCUUCCUUCCACUCAGGUCAUGUUCUCAAUGAUUCUAAAACACAACUGUUUUGCUUUUCCUUGCAGUUCUCUAGCAGGUUUUGAAGUCGCUUGAAAGCCCUCCUUGGAUUAUUGUGGAUUCAGCUGCACAUGAACACGAGGCUUAGAUGUCCGCCUCAGCUCCAGCAGAACAGAACUAGCUGACCAGUGACUGUGGGAAGAGCACAAGGUCUACUGUACCCACACAUCGGCCCCUUUCUGUGUCCUUCCCACAUCAAGAAUGAUGCGUGAGAUGAGUGAGUAACCAGAUAUCUUCGUGGCGUGAGACAUUUCCUGUCUGUGACUUCAGUCUUUCUCCCCAGCAGCAGCUUUCCGGCCGUGAGGCAAGAGAUCUGCUCUGUCACAAAGGGGGAGGGACUUGCCCCAACAUUCUUGACGUCUCCCUGACCAGGGAGGUGUUUAGUCUUAAUUAAGACAGUUGCAGAGGGGCUGGGAGUCAGGAGUUCCAUCCCCGGGUUGAGGAGAAAAGGACUCAAGAGAAAAGGCCGAGACCAGACAUUUGCAGAGCAGCUCAGCUCGUUGAAAGUUGGCUUUGUUUAACGCCCAGCUUCUCAGAAGAUUUUCCUCGGCUGAGUGGGCUUGGUGGAGCCCUGGCUUGAGAGUGUUGCUUAGCAACGAGAUCUUGUGGCACCCAGUUCUCAAAGAGUCAAGCAACCCAUCCCCUGCCUCAGCUACCACCCCAAGCCUCCUAUUAGACAAUCAAGUGUACGCCGGAGGGAGGGACCAGAGAGAGGGGGCGAAGUUUAAUCAUUGAACUCUAAGCUGCCUGGAAGUAUUUAAUCUGCAGCACCUAGCUCCCGGAGGCCUCCAGCCAGAACUGGGAGUAGGCAGCACUCUGGAGACACAGGAGUAAACACUGCACAGAAAGCUCUGCCCAUCUCAAGAGAAACCAAACUCGGACAAAAUGUUUGCGGUACAUUUGAUGGCAUUUUACUUCAGCAAGCUGAAGGAAGAUCAGAUCAAGAAGGUGGACAGGUUCCUGUAUGACAUGCGGCUCUCCGAUGAGACCCUUUUGGACAUCAUGGCUCGCUUCCAGGCUGAAAUGCAGAAGGGCCUGGGGAAGGACACCAACCCCACAGCCGCCGUGAAGAUGCUUCCCACCUUUGUCAGGGCCAUUCCAGAUGGCUCAGAAAAUGGGGAAUUUCUUUCUCUGGAUCUUGGAGGGUCCAAAUUUCGUGUCUUGAAGGUACAAGUCUCUCAAGAGGGGAAAAGAAACGUCCAGAUGGAGAGUCAGUUCUACCCAACACCCAAUGAAAUUAUCCGAGGCAAUGGCUCCGAGCUGUUUGACUACGUAGCUGACUGUCUGGCAGAUUUCAUGAAGACGAAAGGGUUGAAGCAUAAGAAAUUGCCCCUUGGCCUAACCUUCUCUUUUCCGUGCAGACAGACUAAGUUGGAAGAGGGGAUCCUGCUUUCAUGGACCAAGAAGUUUAAGGCACGGGGAGUUCAAGGCACAGAUGUCGUGAGUUGUCUGACCAAAGCCAUGAGAAAACACAAGGACAUAGACGUGGACAUCCUGGCCUUGGUCAAUGACACCGUGGGGACCCUGAUGACAUGCGCCUAUGAUGAUCCCUACUGUGAAGUUGGUGUCAUCAUUGGCACCGGCACCAACGCGUGUUACAUGGAGGACAUGAGCAACAUUGACCUGGUGGAGGGCGAUGAGGGGAGGAUGUGUAUCAACACGGAGUGGGGGGCCUUCGGCGACGACGGGGCUCUGGAAGACAUCCGCACCGAGUUCGACAGGGAGCUGGACCUCGGCUCUCUCAACCCUGGGAAGCAACUGUUUGAGAAGAUGAUCAGUGGCCUGUACCUGGGUGAACUUGUCAGGAUCAUCUUGCUGAAGAUGGCCAAGGCAGGUCUCCUGUUUGGCGGCGAGAAGUCCUCUGCUCUCCACACAAAGGGCAAGAUUGAAACACGGCACGUGGCUGCCAUGGAGAAGUAUAAGGAAGGCCUUGCCAAUACAAGAGAGAUCCUGACAGAUCUGGGCCUGGAGCCUUCAGAGGCCGACUGCAUUGCGGUCCAGCACGUCUGCACCAUCGUCUCCUUCCGUUCAGCCAACCUGUGUGCAGCGGCCCUGGCAGCCAUCCUGACGCGCCUCCGGGUGAACAAGAAGCUGGCGCGGCUCCGCACCACAGUGGGCAUGGACGGCACGGUCUACAAGAUACACCCUCAAUACCCCAAACGCCUGCACAAGGUGGUGAGGAGACUGGUCCCGAACUGUGACGUCCGCUUCCUCUUGUCGGAGAGUGGCAGCACCAAGGGGGCUGCCAUGGUGACAGCGGUGGCCUCCCGAGUGCAGGCCCAGCGGAAGCAGAUCGACAAGGUGCUGGCUCUGUUCCAGCUGACUCGAGAGCAGCUUGAGGAUGUGCAGGGCAAGAUGCGGGCUGAGUUCGAGUACGGGCUGAAAAAGGACACCCACCUGACGGCCACAGUCAAGAUGCUGCCCACCUACGUCUGCGGGAUGCCGGAUGGCACAGAGAAAGGAAAGUUCCUUGCCCUGGAUCUGGGGGGAACCAACUUCCGGGUCCUCCUGGUAAAGAUCAGAAGUGGACGGAGGUCGGUGCGAAUGUACAACAAGAUCUUUGCCAUCCCCUUGGAGAUCAUGCAGGGCACCGGCGAGGAGCUGUUCGACCACAUCGUGCAGUGCAUUGCUGACUUCCUAGACUACAUGGGCCUCAAGGGAGCCCAGCUGCCUUUGGGCUUCACGUUCUCAUUUCCCUGCAGGCAGACGAGCAUCGACAAGGGAACGCUCAUUGAGUGGACCAAAGGCUUCAAGGCCACGGAUUGUGAAGGGGAAGACAUGGUGGACAUGCUCAGGGAAGCCAUUAAGAGGAGAAAUGAGUUCGACCUGGACAUAGUUGCAGUUGUGAAUGACACAGUGGGUACCAUGAUGACCUGCGGCCAUGAAGAUCCUAAUUGUGAGAUUGGCCUGAUUGCAGGAACAGGCAGCAACAUGUGCUACAUGGAGGAGAUGAGGAACAUUGAACUGGUGGAAGGGGACGAAGGGAAGAUGUGCAUUAACACAGAGUGGGGAGGAUUUGGAGAUAAUGGCUGCAUAGACGACAUCCGGACACAAUAUGACAAGAAGGUGGAUGAGGGGUCCUUGAACCCUGGCAAACAGAGAUAUGAGAAAAUGACCAGUGGGAUGUACCUGGGGGAGAUUGUGCGGCAGAUUCUGAUCGACCUGACCAAGCAGGGUCUCCUUUUCCGUGGGCAGAUUUCAGAGCGUCUCCGGACCAGGGGCAUCUUUGAAACCAAGUUCCUGUCCCAGAUUGAAAGUGAUCGACUGGCCCUCCUCCAGGUCAGGAGGAUCCUGCAGCAGCUCGGCCUGGACAGCACAUGUGAGGACAGCAUUGUGGUGAAGGAGGUGUGCGGAGCUGUGUCCCGGCGGGCAGCCCAGCUCUGCGGCGCCGGCCUGGCUGCUGUCGUGGAGAAGAGGAGGGAAGACCAGGGGCUGGAGUACCUGAAGAUCACCGUGGGAGUGGAUGGCACGCUGUACAAGCUGCACCCGCACUUUUCUCGGAUAUUGCAGGAAACUGUGAAAGAGCUAGCUCCUCGAUGUGAUGUGACGCUCAUGCUGUCCGAAGAUGGGAGUGGAAAGGGAGCUGCUCUGAUCACUGCUGUGGCCAAGAGGUUACAGCAGGCCCAGAAGGAGAACUAGGAACUCCCUCGGGCUUGGGCCCGAUGUACCUUGGAUGCUGACCAGCCUUUCCUCCGGCAGAUGAGUUGGUCAGGGACCAACAGGCAAGCUUCUAGCUGACUUCCCAUUCUGGAUGGCCGAAAGAGAACCCCGGGUUCUUGGGUACUCCUAGCAUUUUGUUACUCAGUGUUUUCAGGGGCAUUAAAUGACAUUUCUGACUGGCAUAUUUGGGCCAAAGAUGGGCCAACUUGUAAAAUCAGAGCAUUUGGGCCUGAGAGAUCCCCUUUUAGCAAAUUUUUCAGUUGAGGCCUGAGCUGUUAGUUCUCUGUGGCUUUGGGUCCUGUGGCUGUUGGACUUGGAAACAUGUACGCUAUCUGUCCACGUGGCCUGGCUGGCUGAGCUCCCUAUUGGGAUGCUUCCGCUGUUGAUUGAGUUAGGUUGGGUCCUUGCUUGUGGAUGCACAUUUGAGAAGGGUUGGGACUUAUGUAAUAAACUGGAGAUCUAAUCUAACUUGUCCUUAACUUGUCAUGCUGAUAUGGAACGUGGAAAGAGAACAAAGACUUUUGUUCUUUUAAGCCCCAGGAUGAAGAAGGGUUGGUUGCCAGGCGGCCCUGCAGGAAUCUUUUCGUGCUUAAAGUGAGUUAUGUCAGCACCUGUAGGAUUUUGCUUCUCAAUAUUGCGUGUGUGAUGGGGAGGGGUGCCAUUUGGGGCACCUGUUUUCAUUUUACAUGUGGUUUGUGUUGCUACUGUGGAUAGUUGUUUUAAGGACUGUUAGGUAUAUGAAAUCCAGUAAACAAAUAAAAAAUAUUUGAU
Ailuropoda melanoleuca (giant panda) is the source of this 6219-nucleotide messenger RNA. RefSeq names its product hexokinase domain containing 1 (gene HKDC1). The transcript has 20 exons. Gene Ontology annotation, biological process: glucose 6-phosphate metabolic process; glycolytic process; intracellular glucose homeostasis. Gene Ontology annotation, molecular function: D-glucose binding; ATP binding; fructokinase activity. The coding region runs from base 2674 to 5427 and encodes 917 amino acids. The record is from RefSeq and is a predicted model, not a curated record. Gene Ontology annotation, cellular component: cytosol; mitochondrion. NCBI's taxonomy places the organism in Eukaryota, Metazoa, Chordata, Mammalia, Carnivora, Ursidae.